Messenger RNA from Saccoglossus kowalevskii, 1477 nucleotides. Its product is annotated as monoglyceride lipase-like. Lineage: Eukaryota; Metazoa; Hemichordata; Enteropneusta; Harrimaniidae. The record is from RefSeq and is a predicted model, not a curated record.
UCCUUCUGGAGUCCUGCCCAACAACAUAUUCGCGCGUGUCCUCUCGCAACCUUAGCCCAUGAAUAACGUAAGGUUGAGUUCAUUGCCACAGCAUUGUGUCAUCAGCAUCUGACCUGCUACCGGGACAGUAUUUGCACUUAUCGACCGAUCAGUAUUGCGCGGGUUGAACAGUGUCCCCAUAAUGGCUACAAGCCCACAGGGAGUGUCUUACAAGGACCUGUCACACUUCGUUAAUGUAGACGGACUGCAUAUCUAUGCAAGAAGCUGGGCUCCCGCCGACCAGUCAAAGCUGCGGGCGGUGUGUUUACUACUACAUGGUUUAGCCGAGCAUAGCGGUCAGUACGACAGAAUCGCUAUACCAUUGACUGGGUGUGGUGUUAUGGUAUAUGCCCACGAUCACCUUGGUCAUGGACAAAGUGAAGGUGAUCGAAUCGAUAUCAAGGACUUUAAUAUGUAUGUGAGAGACAGUUUACAACAUGUUGACAUAAUCAAGAAGAAGUUUCCACAUCUACCUAUCUUUCUGUAUGGCCAUUCCAUGGGUGGAACUAUGGUCAUACUAGCCGCUAUGGAGAGACCAGAUCAGUUUGCAGGAGUAGUUGCGUCUGCGCCGGCUAUCAAACUAAACGAAAAAUUGGCAUUAAUAGCUUCAACACAACAUACACUGGAUUUAAAUAUGGAAGAUCUGAGCAGAGAUCCCGAAGAGAAUGAGAAGUCCGAGACCGAUCCAUUGGCGCAGUUCGAGGCAAUUAAACCUGGAUUUGUUUCCCAGUUAUUGGAUAUCUGUCUGAAGAUUCAGCCAAAGAUAUCAUCAAUUAAGUGCCCAUUCUUGGCGCUUCACGGGGACGCUGAUAAGGUUUGUGAUCCGCAAGGAUCCAGGAUGUUGAUGGAAAGAGCACAGAGUAGCGACAGAAAAUUAGUGCUUUACCCGGGAUACUAUCACGAUUUACACCGAGAACCACCACAGGAGGCAGCGUUGGUAAUCAGAGAUAUUACGUCAUGGAUUGGAACAAGGUUACCAGAGAAUCCGCCCAAACCAGAUAACUGUAGACAAUAAGAGCAGCAACGUGUAAUUGUAAUCGAGUCCCAUAAUCGACAAUGAGAUUACUAUUAAUUAGGAAAGUUGAUUUAUUAGUGGUUCAUUUUACUAUGAUUAGAGUAAUUGAAACUUAUAUUCCAUUUUUGUGAGCAUGUGAUUAUGAACAGUGCCCCCAUACAUAAUGAUGUCAUCGUUGGUUAUAUAUUUUAACCUAUCAACUUGAAGAUAUUGUAUUCUGAUUUGAGUCCUUUGUGUGAUUUGAAUUGAGUUGCUGUCAAGACAUCAUUGAGUUAAACGCUGCAUUCUUGACAGUGUUAAUCACACAGGUCAUCAAUAUUAAUAUUCUGGUUAAAUAUCUUCUCUGUAGAAUAGGUAUGUGCUAAGUAUGUUCUAAAAGUUAAAUAUAUCUAUAUAUUACGUAAAUAUUAUUUUAAUUUAUAG